Messenger RNA from Funneliformis caledonium, 1221 nucleotides. The record is from the annotation of a GenBank genome assembly. Lineage: Eukaryota; Fungi; Glomeromycota; Glomeromycetes; Glomerales; Glomeraceae.
AUGGUGUUUAUCUGUGCAAACCGCUUUUUUGGAUAUAUCGUUGAUCAUUAUGGAGGAAGAAGGACGACAUUGUUCGCUUCUUUUGCCGUGUUCAUGGGAUACUUUUUACUUGCCAUGACAUAUAACGGAACUCUUUCUAAUUCUUCAUUCUUAUUGUGUGCCUUAUACGUUUUCAUAUCAGGAAUGGCAUCAUCCGCGGGUUUGGUAUCAAGUCUUGUGACGAUCGCGAAAAAUGUUACGUCAUUUAGAGGGAUUGCAUUUGGAGCACCGAUGGCAUUAUUCGGAUUAACAGCAGCGAUAUACUCGGAAAUAGAUACAUUAUGGUUUAAAAAUGAUACUUAUCAUUUCUUACUUUUCAUUGCUACAAGUGCAGGGUUGUGUAUGUUUGUUGGCAGUUUGUUUUUAGUUGUCGUGCCUCCACCAAACGAUCAAGACAAAGUUAUUGUUGUUGAAGAAGGAGCCUCAUCUAAUACUUCCAACACUCCAAAACCUGAUAAACAAGAUGAUAAAAAUUCCGAGAGGUCACCAUUAUUACAAAAUAAAGCGAGAGAGGAGGAAAUCGACAUUGGUGGCUGGGAACUAUUUUAUAAUCGUGACGCUAAAGUAUUGGCUGUAUCAAUGUUUUGUGUCGCUGGUACAGGACUAAUGUAUAUUAAUAAUGUUGGAACGAUAAUUAAAUCUUUAUAUUAUAAUUCAACUCAUCCUCACUUUUCACCGGAAGAAAUUCAAAGAAUUCAAAAUCUACACGUGUUUUACCUUUCGGUUUUUUCAUGUUUAGGGAGAUUCACUUUUGGAUUCUUAUCAGAUUUGGCUAAAUUAUUAUUUAAAUUGCCUAGAUUAUGGUUUUUCAUGUUGUCCGGUGUUUGGUUGUUCUUUGGUCAAAUAUUAAUCUUAUUUUAUGCCAUUGAUUUGGAUAAAUUAUUCAUUGUUACAUUUUUCGUGGGAUUUGGAUUUGGUAAUAUAUAUGCUAUUACUCCUACAAUCGUUAGCGAAUGGUUUGGUAUUAAAAGAUUUGGGUUAAAUUGGGGAAUCAUUGCCUCUGUUCCAGCAUUUGGUGGACAAUUAUUUAAUUUGUUAUUCGGUUUGAAUUAUGAUCAACAUAAAGAUCAUUGUUCAGGAGCGCAUUGUUAUAACAACAUUUUUUAUCUUAGUGCAUUUGCUUGCUUGUUUAGUGCACUUUCUUCUUUGGGUUUAUUAUACGCUAAACAUAAAAAAUAUUAA